Messenger RNA from Phycodurus eques (leafy seadragon), 3199 nucleotides. RefSeq names its product ATPase secretory pathway Ca2+ transporting 1 (gene atp2c1). Gene Ontology annotation, biological process: calcium ion transmembrane transport; manganese ion transport; intracellular calcium ion homeostasis. Bases 371 to 3115 code for a protein of 914 amino acids. NCBI's taxonomy places the organism in Eukaryota, Metazoa, Chordata, Actinopteri, Syngnathiformes, Syngnathidae. Gene Ontology annotation, cellular component: Golgi membrane; plasma membrane; endoplasmic reticulum. The transcript has 27 exons. Gene Ontology annotation, molecular function: ATP hydrolysis activity; ATP binding; P-type calcium transporter activity. The record is from RefSeq and is a predicted model, not a curated record.
GGACAUGGUGGACGCUCUGUGCUGUAUGCGAGCUCAAACGCUCCGCGCCGCGCCGCGAUUUGACGGAAAAUGUUAAAAAACCGGGAAGUGCUGGUAAGUGCAACUUGUGUCGCCGUGUUUUGCUUGUUGGCUUGAGCUGGUCGGAACAACUCCGCUGACCUCCACGGGGAGGCAGGAAGAAAGGCUCGUAUCCGGCCGGCCGCAGCGCGAGGAAGGCGGAUGGACGGCUCGUUAGCUUCCCGCUGUUAGCAUGCUGAUGCCGCUGGCGAGUGGGUGAGUUGUUGGGCGGCUAGCUGGUGGAAGGCAAGCUUGGAAGCUUCCUGACGACGACGACGACGCGGCGUCUUUUGGUACUUCAGCCUGCGUGGAAAUGGCGACAGCGACCGGCCGGAAGCUUUCCCAAGAUGACAUGAUGGUUCCCGUGCUGAGCUCCAAAAAAGCCAGCGAGCUGCCCGUCAACGAGGUGGCGUGCGCUCUGCAGGCCAACCUUCAGUACGGGCUCGGCGAGGACGAGGUGUCUCGACGCAGGGUCUACCACGGCUGGAACGAAUUCGACAUCAGCGAGGACGAGCCGCUAUGGAUGAAGUACAUCUCGCAGUUCAAAGAUCCGCUGAUCCUGCUGCUGCUGGCGUCGGCCGUCAUCAGCGUCCUCAUGCGGCAGUUUGACGACGCCAUCAGCAUCACCGUGGCCAUCGUCAUCGUCGUCACCGUCGCCUUUGUUCAGGAGUAUCGCUCAGAGAAGUCUCUGGAAGAGCUGGGAAAACUGGUCCCGCCGCAAUGUCACUGUAUCCGCGAAGGUCAGCUGCAGCGCAUGCUGGCCAGAGAGCUGGUCCCAGGAGACACGGUGUGCCUGACGGUGGGAGAGCGCGUCCCGGCGGACCUGCGCCUCUUCGAGGCCGGCGACCUUUCCGUGGACGAGUCCAGCCUGACGGGGGAGACGGCGCCCUGCGCGAAGUCCACCGCGUCCCAGCCGGCCGCCGGCAAUGGUGACAUCGCUUCCCGCGGCAACGUAGCCUUCAUGGGGACGCUGGUGCGCUGCGGCAAAGCCAAGGGUAUCGUCAUCGGAACAGGAGAGAACUCGGAGUUCGGGGAGGUCUUCAAGAUGAUGCAAGCGGAGGAGGCUCCCAAGACGCCGCUGCAGAAGAGCAUGGACCUGCUGGGCAAGCAGCUCUCGCUCUAUUCCUUCGGCAUCAUCGGGGUCAUCAUGCUGGUGGGCUGGCUGCAGGGCAAGAGGGUCAUGGACAUGUUCACCAUCGGCGUCAGUCUGGCGGUGGCGGCCAUUCCCGAGGGUCUCCCCAUCGUGGUGACGGUGACACUGGCCCUGGGCGUCAUGCGCAUGGUGAAGAAGAGAGCCAUCGUCAAGAAGCUCCCCAUCGUGGAGACCCUAAGCUGCUGCAACGUCAUCUGCUCGGACAAGACGGGAACGCUCACCAAGAACGAGAUGACCGUCACGCAGAUGUUCACGUCGGACGGACUCCACGCCGAGGUGACGGGCGUGGGCUACAACGGCGCCGGAGAGGUUUUAGCGGACGGGGAAAUUGUGCACGGCUUUUCUCACCCUUCUCUCAGCAAGAUCGUGGAGGUGGGCUGCGUGUGUAACGACUCCGUCAUCAGGAACGGGACUCUGCUGGGAAGGCCCACGGAGGGCGCGCUCGUGGCCCUCGCCAUGAAGAUGGGUCUGGAGGGCGUCCAGCAGGAGUACGUGCGUCUGGAGGAGCAUCCCUUCACCUCAGACAAGAAGUGGAUGGCGGUGCGGUGCGUUCACCGUACGCAGCAGGAUAAGGCGGGCGUGUUGUUCGUGAAGGGCGCCUACGAGCGGGUGAUCCGCUUCUGCGGCUCCUACGACGGCCGAGGCGGCGCCCGUCCUCUCGACCAGCAGCAGUUGGAGCUCUACCUGCAGCAGAUCAGCUACAUGGGCACCGCCGGCCUCCGAGUGUUGGCGUUCGCUUCCGGGCACGAGAUGGGAACCUUGACCUUCCUGGGCCUGGUGGGCAUCAUCGACCCGCCCAGGUCGGGGGUCAAAGAGGCGGUGAGCACGCUCAUCGCCUCGGGCGUCGCCAUCAAAAUGAUCACCGGCGACUCUCAGGAGACCGCCGCCUCCAUAGCCGGUCGUCUGGGACUGUGGUCCAAAGGAGGCGAGUGUUUGUCGGGUGAGGAAGUCGACCGUCUGGACCUGCAGCAGCUGUCACAAAUCGUCCCCCGAAUCUCCGUGUUCUACAGAGCCAGCCCCAGACACAAGCUCAAGAUUGUCAAGUCUCUGCAGAACACGGGCGCCGUGGUGGCCAUGACGGGCGACGGCGUGAACGAUGCGGUGGCCCUGAAAGCGGCCGACAUCGGCGUGGCCAUGGGCCGCGCCGGGACCGACGUCUGCAAGGAGGCCGCCGACAUGAUCCUGGUGGACGACGACUUCAACACCAUCAUGUCGGCCAUCGAGGAGGGAAAAGGAAUCUACAACAACAUCAAGAACUUUGUGCGCUUCCAACUCAGCACGAGCAUCGCGGCGCUAACCCUCAUCUCGUUGGCGACGCUGAUGAACUUCCCCAACCCGCUGAACGCCAUGCAGAUCCUUUGGAUCAACAUCAUCAUGGACGGGCCGCCCGCGCAGAGUUUGGGCGUGGAGCCGGUGGACCGCGCUGUGAUCCUGAAGCCCCCUCGCAACGUUUCCGACAGCAUCAUCACACGCAGCCUCAUCGCCAAAGUUCUGCUGUCGGCCUUCGUCAUCGUCUGUGGGACGCUCUUCGUCUUCUGGAGAGAGCUCCAGGACAACGUGAUCACGCCUCGAGACACCACCGUGACCUUCACCUGCUUCGUCUUCUUCGACAUGUUCAACGCGCUCAGCUCGCGCUCGCAGACGCGCAUGGUGCACGAGAUGGGCCUGUGCAGCAACCGCACGUUCUGCCUGGCCGUGCUGGCGUCCAUCAUGGGCCAGCUGCUGGUGGUCUACUUCCCGCCGCUGCAGCGCGUCUUCCAGACCGAGAGCCUCAGCCUGUCCGACCUGCUGUUCCUGGUGGCGCUGACCUCGUCCGUGUGCGUCGUGUCAGAGGCCGUCAAAAAAGCGGAGAGGUGGCGAGGCGCGCCGCAGAGGGCGCCCUCCGACUGCUUCCAUCAGGUAUGACGCAAAGCGGGGCGACCCGCCAGCGACGGAAGGACAAAACGGCCCGAACCCCCCCGUCCGCCCCCUGCUGGCCGGCGGCCUCAU